Molecule: messenger RNA, 2073 nt
Organism: Pygocentrus nattereri (red-bellied piranha)
Lineage: Eukaryota; Metazoa; Chordata; Actinopteri; Characiformes; Serrasalmidae
Exons: 3
Coding region: 1174-1737 (187 amino acids)
Source: RefSeq, a predicted model, not a curated record
AUACACCCUGAAUGGGUCGCCAGCCCAACGCAGGGCUAUAUAUAUAAUAGGAACAAAAACAUUUAUGAACAAUUUUCUUUCAUGCACGAAAUUACAAGCACGUAUAGUAUAUAGGUCCUAAUUAGAAGCACGUAUAGUGGUUUAUAAAGUAAUGGUAAGAGCUAUGUCAGAAAGCAUUGACAGUGCAGUACAUUUGAAUUCCAGACAGUGUUUCCUGUCAGGAAUGUGCUGACACUAUGUGCUGGACAGUAAGUUUUGUUGGAUUCUGCUGUCUAAGGGCACCACAGUCUCUUGGCAUAUCACACAAAUGGCGGUGCAGAAGCUAAAAUAAGCACAAUAAAACAAAUUACUCCUGGAUACUCUUGGACGUCUCUGUGGUGAUGAAUAAAACAGGAGAAGCAAAUUACAAAUAUCAACUAAAGAAGAUAGAAGAUAUGUAACAAUAGCAAACCCCCUUUUAAAAGGUUAUUUAAAGAACCAUACACAGCCGGGCUUUUUUACUAUAAAAAAAGAACCAUUAGGAUUUCAAAUGGUUCUUUGAGUUAUCAUGGUUCCAUAUAUAAGCAUUGCCUUUACUAAAGUUAAUGGACCAGUUUUAAGAAUAUGGCAUUAUUAUAAAAGCUGUAUAUUAAUGUAUUCAGAUAAAGCAUUAAGCCAAGGCCAAAAUUGGUUAUGGUUUAAGGUCAUGAGAAACUGCUGUAUUUGGGCAGAACUUCAAUAAUCUGUAAUUUCUGAUAAUACAAAUGUAUAUUAAGCCUACGUUUCAAUUCAGCUAUUUCAGUUCAUCUGUAAAGUAUUAUAAUUCCAAGGCUUUUGUGUACUUAAAAUAAAGAUUUAGCACAUUAAUGUAUCAUGAAGUAUGUGGAAAUGAUAUUAACAUUAUAAAGGUACAUUUUUCAUAAUCUCAUUAUUGUUUUUAAAAAGUUUACACGAAUCCAUAGUUUUUCCUAAAUAAAUGAAAUGGUACAGAAAGUUGAAAUGUAAAUGAAAUCACACAUUGACAGCCUAAAUGGGCUACAUCUUAACAGUAUCAAUUGCCCAUUACAUCACCAACUGCCCAUUAUCACAGACAGUUCAGACCAAUCCAUGUUGACUAGCCUGCUAUAAAGCAGACUCUACCUCCAUUCCUCCUCACUAGAGCCUUCUUGUUCACUUGGAACAACUGCCUUCAAGAUGUCUACAUGUGAAGCCUGCAGGAACACCGUGAGCACGGACAUCUCAUUCUACAACUUUCCCCAGAAGGAGGGGUAUCUUCAGCAGUGGAUAGCCAACAUGGGAAAACCUGAAGGGUGGACUCCAUCAGAAUCUUCGGUAUUAUGCUCUGCUCAUUUCAGCCCAGAGUGCUUUGAUGGUUCAGCUCAUCUACUUCCAGAUGCAAUUCCCACUGUUUUUUCUCCAGCUGAGUUUAUGGAAGCGCAAGAUGUAAAAAAGCCUGGAAAUCUAACCGAAAAGCAAGAAACAUCAGCUACACUCACAGAGACCCCAAGAAGCAUGUGUGAUUGUGAGGAACGCCUUCAAACAAUUGAAAAUUUUUAUAAACUAAAAUUGCUUACUGCUCAACUUCAAAUAAAAAAGUACCAAAAAGAACUGUCAGAGCAGUCACACAAGGCUAUGAAAUGGCAAAGGAAAGCGUUGGUUUUGCAGUCUGCUGUGAAGGCCAUGAAGCUGAAGAAAUCAACGUCUUCAGCUGAAACAUCAGCGUCUUCUGAAAAACAGACUGACCUUGCUGAAGACUGAAGUAUCUUGAGUUAAAGAGCAAUGUUAAACAUAAUGCAUGUAACUUAAGCGGCACAUUACAGUUCUGUUUUGAUGACUUAUAUUCUUUCCUGGUUGAGUAAGCUUUAACCCUGGACAACUGAUCUGAGGCAAUUUUCCUGGUAAAUUAGAUGUGAGCAACCUCCAAACCACUUUAUCAUGAGGUAACAUUAACCACUGGUGUGAAUUCAGUUUGCUUUUUCAGUGCAAACACUCAGUCCAAGAUGCCAGGCAGUAACAGGAACGCAACCAUUUUCUCAGACAUACUAGUCCACACUUUGUGUAUGCAUACAUAAAAUUUGACCUAACUGGGGAAAA